This is a messenger RNA of Cololabis saira (Pacific saury), 1417 nucleotides long. RefSeq names its product zinc-binding protein A33-like. The record is from RefSeq and is a predicted model, not a curated record. Bases 14 to 1417 code for a protein of 467 amino acids. Lineage: Eukaryota; Metazoa; Chordata; Actinopteri; Beloniformes; Belonidae. Gene Ontology annotation, molecular function: zinc ion binding; ubiquitin-protein transferase activity. Gene Ontology annotation, biological process: protein ubiquitination. The transcript has 3 exons.
AGCACCGGCAAAGAUGGCAUCGUUUUCUUCCUACUCCGAAGAUCUGACCUGUCCUGUCUGCCUGAGUAUCUUCAGUGAUCCGGUAAUCCUCUUCUGUGGACACUCUUUCUGCAGAGAAUGUAUCACUGUGUCUCUGAGCUCCGGGCAGCAAUGUCCACAGUGCAGGACAACUUUUAAAGAGACUCAUUUCACAACCAAUCACAUUCUGAAAAGUCUCGCUGAGAAAGCCAAAGAACCUGAGAAGCUAAAGAGGGACGGUGGAACUGACAAAGAGGUUCCCGCGUGGAUUUGUCCUGAGCAUGAAGAAAAGCUGAAGUUGUUCUGCGUCACAGAUCAGCAGAUGGCUUGUAUCAUAUGUAGAGACAGUGAGAAACACGAAGGACACAAGUUCAAACCUCUCAAAGAAGCUGCUGCGUCACUGAGGAAGGAGGUGGAGACGCUCAAGCAACAAGGUUCUGCUGAAAACCUUUCUGUAGAAAAACUGGCUCAGACACAGAAGGAGGAGAUACGAAAAACCGGACAGAAGUCUGAGGAGCUGAUGAAGCAAAUCAGCAGCCAGUUUGAGGAGAUGCACCAGUUCCUGAAGAAGAAGGAGUUAGAGAUCAAGAAAGAAUUGAAACAGAAGGAGAACAAGGAGGUUCAGAAGAUGACUGAAAGUUUAAAUGUCAUGGAAACGGUUUUGAAGGAAGGCAGAGAGUUGGAUGAAAAGAUGACAUCAGUUCUGAAGGUCACUGGGCCAGAGAUGUUCUUACACAGCUGGACUCAUGGGGGCAGUAGUUCUACCAAGGAUAGAUCUAAACCAAUAGCACCUCUCCAAGUGGUGAGAUCUUCUCUCUCUAUGGGCCAUUAUGAGAGUCACCUGCAGCUUUUCAUGUGGAAGGAGAUGCUGCAGGUGAUCAAGCCUCAAGCAGAGCAGAUGAAGCUGAAAAGCCAAGGUAAAGAUCUGACUUGCGGCAGCUACUACAACCGCAGCCAGAGCCAGUAUUGCUCUAACUGCCUCUGCAACUCCAGCAGCAAUAACCAGGCAACAAAUACUCAACCUGUAUCUGUAUUGAGUACCAAUCAGUUCACCUCGGGGGAGCAUUACUGGGAGAUUGAUGUUGGACAGAAGGGUUACUGGGAACUGGGGCUACAAAAAUAUUUCCUGAAAUAUGACGGUAGAACCUACAGCGUCUCUGAUCAGGGUCGCUGUAAGCAGAAACAACUUGGAGGCAGACCUGCAAAGAUCGGCGUGUACCUGAACUGCUCUUCCAAAGAGCUGUCCUUCUACAAUGCAGACAACAUGAAACAUAUUCACUCUUUAACCCUCAGUCACUCCGUGUCAGAAUCUGCAUAUGAAUCUGCAUAUCUGAACAUUGGAAAGUAUGAUGAUAAAGUCCCGGUGUCAAUGUGCUGGUACUCAAAAAGGGUCAAAUAA